This is a messenger RNA of Closterium sp. Yama58-4, 1008 nucleotides long. NCBI's taxonomy places the organism in Eukaryota, Viridiplantae, Streptophyta, Zygnematophyceae, Desmidiales, Closteriaceae. The record is from the annotation of a GenBank genome assembly.
AUGGGUUGGUUAUCGAGGAGAGACGCGCGAAUGCUUCUAUACGGAGGUAUCGAGUCAGCGUGUCUGAAGGAGUUCAACGGAGGCGGAACCGAGCCAGCCAGAAGCGGCCGUUUUGACUCUCUCGUCCAGUCAGCAAAGAAUUUCUUCCUGCCCGCUGGAUAUCCGGGCAGCCUGACCAGUGACUACACAAGCUACAUGCUCUGGCAGUUUCCAGUGCACAUAACGGGGUGGGCCUCGUCAACCCUCGUCACAUCCACGCUGCUGCAAGCAGCUGUAGCGAAAGGACUUAAGGAUCCGUCGGCUAGGGUUAUUCAGACGCACUUUGCUGUGCAGGCGAAUGUGGGGGAGGUGGUGGCGAAGGAGGAGGUGUAUAAGGUGAUGGCUCAGCUGGUGGGGCUGGGGUGUGGCGUGGUGCUAUUAAGUUCACCCUACAUUGCCGAGUCGUAUUGGAGUCUGGUCACCACGUGGGCUGUCAUUCGAUCUACUCACUUGGCCUUCCGCUUCAAGUCGCUUUCUGUCCUUGAGUUUGACUCUCUGAACUUCAAGCGCACGGCCAUCCUUGCCCGAGCGCAUGUAUCAGGGGCAGCAGAGCUGCCCUCGGUGCAGGCAGUGAACCAAAAGGAGCGCCUCUGGCUGCCACGCCGCCUCACGUCCCCUCGCAUCAACCUCGGCUGCUCGCUUGCUGACUUGUCUGCUCUGCUUCAACAACAGUCGGCCAACCGAAUGCCAAUCACAGAGCUCCUGUCACUGUAUCGAGACGAGCAGCAUGUGCUUAUAAUGGAUGACAACGGCGCAUUUUCUGUCAUGUUCAAGGUACCCUAUCUUGCCUCUACGAUUGUCACACUCUCUUGCCGUGACACUCUCUUUCUCCCCUCUCUCUCACCUCUCCCUCCUUCAUCCCGCUUUUUCUUGCUCACCGCCUUCCAACACCUUUGUUCUCCACACUCUCCCAGCACCCAUUCCCACCCUCCCUUAACCCCAACGAGGCCGACUUUUCAGUCGUCUUAA